Messenger RNA from Lymnaea stagnalis (great pond snail), 8905 nucleotides. NCBI's taxonomy places the organism in Eukaryota, Metazoa, Mollusca, Gastropoda, Lymnaeidae. The record is from the annotation of a GenBank genome assembly.
CUCAAAACCCAGUGAAUAGGAAAAAUACUGUUGCGAAAGAAUACUAUGUGUAGAUUGCCUAAAUAAGAGUUAUUUAUAUAAAUAUGUCUUCUUCAUUACUUUUAUCAGCAGGAACAGUUUGAACAUUUGUUCGGUAGUAAUAUAUUUUAGCGAAAUAAAGUAAACGCCCAUUUUUUCUUGGCUAGUUAUGAGACUUUUUAAAGAAAGUAAUCACUUUGUUUAGGACAUGAUCUCACUUCUGUGACUGUAGUAUGGUGGUACAGUCUUCACUUCUUGGGAUUUCUUCGCAUUUAUUUUACUAUUUAGUCACCAGUGAUUUACAAAAAUAAUGUACUUGUAUUGAACACAGCAGUUUUAAAUUGUUAAAAUAGUCAAUAUACCAACAAUCUGAAUCGUGCUCAUAAAAUAUUGUUCAUGAUUAAUGUUGACGUUGUUUUUGUUAUUGGUAAAAUUUUAUUGGUAAGUAUUUAUUAUUUAUAAUUGUUGAGUCAGCCUAUCAUCUAUGAUAAUGAUAAUCUAUAAACUAUAAAGGCUAUAUAGGCAUAGUAUUAUACUAUAGGCAUAGUAUAGCUAUACCCAUAGGCCUAUAAUUACUAUAGACUAUAGUUAAUUAAAUUAGGAAUGAGUAAUAGUAAUAGUAUAGUAUACAGCUAGUAAGUACUAAAGUUAAAUAAAGUUAGUUUAAGAUAGUCAAUAGUAUACAGUAUACUAUACUUCAAUUGCAUAAAAAAUAAUGCUAAAUACUAAACAGCUAUGCAGAAAGUUUGUCUUAAUUCUUUUUUUUUAGAAUAAUAUUAAAUUAGAGUAGUGACAGAGUAGAGUAGAUUUUUUGAUUGUGAUGGUGCGUAAGGCUUAACAACACUUAUAUGAUUAUGAUUAUUCAGAUUAUUAGCAGCACAGUCCAAAGAAUUGAUGAUGUUAUAGUUGAAGACAUAUAUAAUGUAGGCUAUAUAUAUAUAUAAUGAAACAGAAUUUAAAAAGUCAAUACCAUUUACAUUGCUAGAUAUUAAUACAGACUGGUAAUUGUGACUCACUGGCUGCUGUCCAAAAAAUGCAGUCAACUUCAGAUUCAGAUAUUAUAAUUAUUUUCUAAAUAAAUCAAAUCUUUGAAACUGAUUCCUCAAUAUUGGUUGAUUUGUAGUGGCUAUUUUAUGUGAACAUUUUCUGAUAUUUAAAAUCAAUUUUAAAAAUCUAUUGUUGCUUAGCUCACACUGUUUUGAUGCCUACUACAAUUAUGGAACUUUUCAAAUUUUACUCUCAUGUGAUUCUUUUAUGUAUCUCCAGAGAGCGGCAACAGCUAAAUCAUUAAAGACAUGUAUUCUAAUUAUCAUAGUGGUAAUUAUGGGGGUGGCAGCACAAAUUCAUAUCCAUCCUAUUACACACCGCCUACCAUUGGAAGUGAUCCGCCAUCCAAUCUUCCUGGGCCCUUAUCCAAAGUAAAUGAACAAGCUGCAGUAGCUCUGUUGCAGCAUCUAGACAGAAGCGAACUUCAGCAUCUGUUGGACAAUGAAUCUAAACUUCAGGGUCUUGUUGAUGAUCUACCACAGGUCUGUUAAUAUGAUGCUUAAAAUAAUUGCUGUUAUUUUAUCUGAAACCUUAAAAAAAAAACAAUAAGAAAUCUAAUCCAAAAAUUUUUUAAAAAUUGUUUGAAGACUUUGGCUCUGUGGACUUACUCUGAUUGCAAGAGUCCUCAAAUUUUGCCAGGUUUGAUGCAAAUGUAAAAGAAGAUGCCAUGAAAUUAUUACAUUUACAUCUUUAUUUUUGUUAUUUUGCCUUUUAUGAUGUGGUGUAAUUAAUUGGGAUUGUGCCACAAUGGAUGACUCUUAUUAAAGAUCUGUAUUCUUACUUCAGAGUAUUUUUUUUAUGACUUCCAAUAGUAUUUUUCCAAUUUACCUACAAAGGCGAAAGUAUAAACUGGCAAAUUAUUGCUACUCACAUUGUGUGUGUUUUAGAUACAUCAGUCAACUACAUUUUUCUGAAAGCAGUGUCAAUUUGCAUAAGAUAAUGGCUGGUUUCUAUUUUAAUUCUUUGUGAGUUAAUCUCUUUCUGCUGCAGUAUCUCUGCAGUCCUACCAAUGGCAACCAGGGGAUUAUUGUCAGCAGAAGGGUUUGCAUUAUGAUUAAUGUUUUUAUCCUGACCAAUCAGCUGGUCUCGGGGGUAUGAAAUUGUAAGCCCUUAAAGCAGCAAGCAAGCCCACCUCCAGUUGCCUUGCAGAGUAUGAUCACUAGCUUGAAGUCUCAUCUGGCUAGUUUAAAUAGUACAGCAAAUAGUCCAUUAGGGUGAAAAACGCUCUGGCUGUCACCAAGCCUAGGGAUACUCAAAGAGUAUUUAUUGUUAAAAAUUAUGAAGAUGCUCAUUGUAUGGGUUGGUCUCAUAUUACUCUCAGAAGUUUAUUAGCUUUCUGUUGUUUUUUUUGUGUCUCUCAUCAGGUUAAGGCUCUUAACAUAGAGCAUGAUGAGAUCGUAGCAACCAAUAAAAGUCUGGCAGAAUACAAUUUGUCAAUGCAGCCAAAGCUUGAAAAUUUGAAAAGCAGUCUAGCCUCAAGCUACGACACACUGAAUAAAUUGAAGUCGGAGUUAUCUGAGAAAAAGGCAGUUUUAGGUAACUGACAUGAUUAAAUAUUGAACAUAAUUAUUAUGAUGGGUGUCACAAAGAUAAUAUUUCUUUUCCUUUUAAUUGUAAAUCAUGCUGAAUUUUAACCUUUUCAACAAAUUACAUUUUUUUUAAUGAAUGUUGAGUUAGUAGACAUAAAAUUACCCUUCUUUGUAGGACUAUUCUUAAAGACCCAGAAAAUAGAAUAUGAACAGAGGAUUUUUUAACUUAGAAAAUCCUCACUAAACUAAUUGGAAGAAAACUGUAAAGAUGUAGUGAGCAGAUCCUUGGGAGCACCAGUGGAAUUAUCACAAACUACUUCCAGAGAAACAACACGGAACCGCAACCAUCAGGAACUUUGUAUAGCCAACCAUUGAAGUCCCUGGCAUAUGUGGAUGACAAAACGCUACUGGGCAAUGAUAGAAUUAAAGCAUUCAGAGAACUUGAAGAUGCCAGUGUGAAGGUAAAUGAAGCACAGACAAAAUAGAAAAUAAUGUCACAAAUACUGGUGACAACAUCAAAAUAAGGAGCCACACUUUUGAGAGAGUGGUUACUUUGAAGUAUCUAGGAGCUAUUAUAAAUGAGCACAAUGAAAUAAUGACUGAGGUCAAAUAAAGGAUAAAAGCAGGCAACCAUUCUUAUUUUAGCCUACAAAAGCUACUAGGAAUCAAAAACCUCUCAAGGAGGACAAAGAAGGCUGUAAACACCAAUAUCAUAAGACCGAUUGUAAUUUAGGCACGUGAGACCUGUUCCUUUACUAUAAAAGCAGAGAACCUGCUCAAUUCAUGGUAAUCCUCUUCAAAAUGUUUGGUCCGGUGAUGGACAAUGGUGGAUUGAGAAUCCGUGCAAACCAAGAUAUAUAUCAAUUGUUUGAAGACCCAUCAAUUAAAAAAGGCAGAAUGCGCUGCACAGGACACCCUUGAGAGGAUUCCAGAUUGUAGAGCAGCAAAAAUGAUCUACUGGCAUAAACAUAGGGGCAAACAGCUCACCAGUCAACUAAGACUGAGAUGGAUUGACAACUUACAGAAAAACUUACACCAGCUGAGGGUCCGUGCAUGGAGGCGGAAAGCCGUGGAUCGAUCCAAAUAGAACCCUACAUGGGCUGUCGUGUCACUGAGGAUGAUUCUUAAAGAGGGACCCUUUUUGAAAACGUUUUAGUCUAAUGCAACUUUCAUUUUCUUUCAAAACACUUUCAUGAACUAAAGAUCAAAUAUCUCAAAGUUCUUUUUCUGAAAAAUCAAUUUUAGAACUCAAAAUAAAUUUUUGCAAUGCUUCUCAUCAUUAUAAUUUUGUUAUAUUUUUAACAUUUAUAUUGAGCUCAGGGUGCCGCUUUCCAUUUCUAAUGAUAUAAGAUGUAAAUUGAAUUACAACCUGAUAAAUUGCCAUUACUUGCCCCAUAAAACAUUUUCAGUUUUUUUGGCCGUGGUAAUUUAAUGUUUGAUUUUUUUCUGAAAAGAUGCUUGCUGUUUACACUUAAGAGGAAAUUACAUUAUUUUGUUAUGACAUGAAAUGCUAAAGGAAGAAAGAAUGGGUGUAGAAAUAUGGAACACUUUUUUUUUUAUUCACUUUUAACACUGUUUUCUUUUUCUUGACAGACAGUUUAGUAGAUAAACAGUCAUUAGACACAAUUCUUGCAUUGCUGCAGACUGAAACAGCUAAAACAGAAGAGGAAUCUGAGGUACAAUAAGUUUUAAUCACAUAAAAAUUGACUAUUUAUUUUGAUGAAACUCGGCUAUAAUGAAUUCAGGUCAAAUCUUUAAAAAAAAAUGUUUUGAUGGGUGACAAUGUGAAAAUAUUACUUUAAGCCAGUGGUCUCAAACUCGUGGCCGGUGGGCCACCAUUUGCGGGCGGCCCGCAAGACGUUAUUUUGCGGCCCGCUACAUGACAGCAAAGUUUAGUGUUAAUGCGGCCUGCACGUUUUACCCAUUCUCAUAUCUUUAAUGUGACCAUCCGCGACGGUUUCAGUUGAAUCUCUCCUGCUAGUCAUAAUUCUGAUUUUUAUUAUGUUUGGAUACAUUUGGACGUUGAUUAUAAUCGUAAGAACCAUUUUAAAGUCGGACUAAAAGUUUUUAUUUUAUUGCAUAUUAUGAGACAAACAUAGCCAAAAAGCAGUUUUUAGAAAUGUUUAAAAAGUCAAUUAUUGGGUAAUGCACAACCAUAAUUGUGUAAAUAGUAGCAAUCUGACAUAGUAUCAAAGAAUCAAAUUUAAAAUUGCCGCUAGUGUUUACAGGGGAGGAAAAUUCAGAGCCUGUCAGCUUGGUCACUUUCAAUAGGGUUAGUAAAAAAGGCCUUUGCUACGAUAAAAAAAUCAAAAUUCAUUCUCCCUACAAUAGCAUUUUCCGUCGCAUUAAUAAUUCCGGUUCAUAAAUAUUGCCUGUCACUCCCUACAGCUUGAACAAGUUUUAGCAUUUAAAGCCUUCAUGGAGAAGGAUGCGGAUGGGGUGGUAGUUCCUGUACUAAGUGAUCCCAAAUAGAUCAUAGAAUUGGCUUUUCUUGUUGACAUUACACAGGAGCUGAAUGUACUCAACAAGAAUUUUCAAGACCAGGAUUAGAUUGCCUAUGACAAUGUCAGGCCAUUAUGCACAAAAUUUGUGUUAUAGUAUUUAGAGAAACCUCUGUCAUUUCCCAACAUGCAAUGCUCAUGGACUUGGGCACACCAUUCAGUAGUAAGUAUACCGAUACCAUUGCAAAGCUACAGGAAGAAUUUGAUUACAUGUUUUUAGACUUCAAAACACAAAGAGAAACUUUUUGCUGACCCUUUUUUCUUUAAUGAGGAAGAUUCCCUCCCUCCCCCUUUUUUUAAUUAAAAAAUGUUUUUAAUGGAGCUGAUAGAUCUUCAGUGCAAUUCUAAGUUCAGGGAAGUGAAUGGAAAAAUAGACAAGCAUGGACAAUUUAUGAGAGCCUAGUCCUCCACCUUCCCUGAGAUUUCCAGGUUGUUCAAGCGGAUCAUGUGCCUUUUUUGGGAGUAAAUAUCUGUGUGAAAAGCUCUUUUCCCUAUGAACUUUAACAAGUAAAAGUUCAGGGCCAAACUUACUGAUGAUUAUCUUCAAGCUAUACUGAGGGUCUCAAUUGCUUCCUCAUUCAAGCCAAAUGUUGCUCAGCUGUGUAAGAAGAAGCGCUGCCAGGUCUCUGGCAACAAAGAGUAGGAGGAAGAAAGUGUAGCCUAGUUCUUGAGAACCAUUCAUGUUUUUAUUUGUUAUUAAUAAAGGUUCAGCACGUUGUAACAGUUGUGCUUAAUUGAAUUUGUAAUAGCUUUUUUGUGGAAUACUUGAUGCGGCCCAGUCGCACUCAGACUCUACCUCCUGCGGCCCACAGAUGAUUUGAGUUUGAGACCCCUGCUUUAAGCUUUUUGUUCAUAAAAAUAUUUAAUGUACUAUGUGCUUUCUCUCCCCCUGACAGCAACUUGCUGAUAGCUUCUGUGACAGUAACAUGCAAAUAGAAGAGUUCCUUGCUCAGUACUUGCCCAAACGCACACUCGCCCAUGUCCGACGGAUCAAAAGUGAAAGAUUUGCAGAACUGAUUCGAGAUGCAUCCCACAGAACACCCAACAGUGUGCCCUCAAACAGCUGGAGCGCUUCUUCACAGUCCAACAGCGCCCUCCCAUACCCAGUACCUAGGGGUCCGGCACCCAAAGCUCCCUACCCCUCUGGUGUUCUUGGACCUGCGCCUUAUGGCACAAGAAACACAGCACCCUAUCCACCAACGGCAGGAUAUGGCAUGCCACAGCCCAGCUAUAAUCGAUAACGCCCACAAGUACUUGAAUUUUAUUUCUUUGUAUAUGAGACAUUUGUUUAGCCCCCCCUCCAGUUCUAUUAUGUUUUCAAGUCAAGACACGUUAUAUAAAUGGUAGUUUUAUUGUGUAUUCAAGUCAUGUAGGUUUAAAAAAAAAAAUGCUAGUUUUUUUGUAUCAGGAUCUCAACAGAAGAAGUGGAAUUUUAUUGUGUUUUUUAAAUGGUACGGCAACAUCCCUAAGCUCCAUUCUCUGGCUUAUCUUCAUUUUUAUAAAUAAAUGUGUGUUAAAUUCUUAAUUUAGAAAUGUGUAAGUGGAACUGGAAUAUGAACUUAUCUGAUAAAAGUCAUCUGAUAACUUCCUGUUCUCAAUGACAGUCUUGAAGUAUAUAUGGAUAUACAUAGUUUAUCAUUAUCAAUCAAUUCAUCUUCAGUUUUUUAAAAUUCAUUAACAUAAAUCUUUGAAGUUUCUUAAUAUAUCUUAUGAUUUUGGUGAUCAGUCAAUUUAAUUCAGGUGCAACUGCUGAAAUAAAUUACCUUCAGGAUUUCAAAUUAAAUUUUGACAAAGUAGGAAGGAAAAAAGAUAAGUCCAGCACAGCAUAAGUCUAACCUGAGAGAUAAGUCUAAACUGAGAGCAGCAUUCUGUGGGCCUGGAAUUUUCUCAGUGACUUGCAAACAGUUUCUCAAAUUUGACUUCAAAAUGGGGUUUAAUGUGGCCUUCAAGGGACAACUGUACUUAAAAGAUAGAAAUAAAGGGCAAUAGCCAUAAAAAUCAAACAAUAAAUAAUGUAUACUUAUAUUUUAUUUGAUUAAUAUUGUUUAAUGAGUAAUUGAGCACAACUGCUCUCUCUCUCUCAUCUGUUACCCUGGCUUAAGGCUGGAUGAAUAACAACAUUGUCAAGCACAAUACAAACUGUCACACUCAGUUCAGUAAAUUAUCAUUGCAUUUACUAAAAUUGGUUUUUCAAAUUUAUUUCCCCCCCAGCCCCCCCCCCCCAAUCAUAUUUGGCAUAACACUGUUGUUUAAAAGGUUUUGAUUUAUAAUAACACCUGCCCCUCCUAAAAUCUGUUGCCCAUUACAACCAAUUAUGUAUGUUACCCUCUGUGGCAUGAUGUCUCUCUAUCUUGUCCAUUGUGAUAUAAUAACAUUCCCUCUAUUUGGAGUCUGCAUGCUAAAGGUGACUUUAGUAACCCAAAACUAAUGUAUAAUGUGUAUUGGUGAGGAGACAUUAGCUAUCAACAGCAUAAGUAACUGAAAAACACCUGAAUGGUGUGACACAUGAUAUCCAGUAUCAAAACUUUAGAAUGUUUCCUAUAAAACUUAAAAAAUUUUUUUUAUUGUGUGUUCCUUUUUCAGAAUUUUCUAAAUUCUCACCACCUUGACCUAGUUUGUGAUUUUUAAAUUGUUUUUAACUUUUUUCUUUAAAGCCAAAAAGCCUGGCGCAAUAAAAGUAAUGACACUUUUUUUUUCUGUUAAUAUGCAUAUGCAUACAGUCAUACAAUUUUACACAGCCCUUGUACACAUAAAAGGCAGAUCAUGUUGCUGCUGCUAACUUGUCUUCAGAUUGUGAUCUCUUAGUUUUUAACAUUUGUUAUUACAAAGCAAUAAACUGAUAAAGAGAAGAUGAUACAUUUAAAAAAAAAUGUACUUUCAGAUUUAAAUGGAUGAUUUUAAGAUUUUAACAAAACUUUGCCAAUGUGAAUGACAUUUCAAAACAGUUGGGUAACAGGGCACAUUAAAAAAAUUUUUUAUUUGCAUCAUUGCAACAACUGAGUGUGACUAUUAAGGUACUUGGCAGAGGGGGGUGGGGGGAUACAUUUAAAUUCAUAUUUGUUGCUUGCUAUCAUAAAGCAUAUAAAGAGGAAGCUUCAUUGCCAAUAAAUUGUCAGUGUAGUGGCCCUUGGCCCAUUUUAGAUAAAGUGCUGCCUGGUUCAAAAAUGACAGUUCCAGAAAUGUGCAUUUUACAUAAUAAGGCCUAUUUAGGUGUCAAACCCCCUAUUGAUAAAAAUAUCAACGGUUGGCUUUACUACUGAUGCCACAGAUUUGGAUCAUGUAUUUAAAAAAAAAAAAGAUGCUGUUACUAAGACUUUGUGAUUAUAUGAGAGGAGCUGCCGGGGAAUAAGUCCAUGAUUCUUUCAUUUUAUUUAAAUCAUCUUAUUUUGUGUCAAUAAUUAAAUAUUUCGGGUAAAAUAGACAUUUGAGAUAUAUCAUUUUUUAUUUGUUCUAACUGUUGCCAUUUGUGUUGCCUGUUAGAACUGCAUGGCUGAAAUGAUAAUUUCAUCCACUGUUAGCAUUUUCCAGGCCUGGUAGAACUACAUAGCUUCAAAAGUCCAGAAUUUUUGAAGCAAGAAAUGUAAUUGAAAUUGACUUCAUGGUAUUGUGACUUGAUGUCAUCCAUUUUCAUUUCAGGCAUAACUGUUUUAUUUAUGGAUUUCCCAAUGUAUAAAGAAGAGUUGAAUAAUUCAUUUAUAUUUGUUCAUACAACAAAAUAAAAUGCUCAUAUAUAUAUAUAUUCACAUAUAAAAAGUCUUAACUUUUCUGCGUGAGAUUGUAUUUACCGGUAUCACUUUUGAAGAAUGAAAA